AUGGCCGUGACCAUGGACGGCUUUGAUCCCCUCGCAAUGCCUUACUUGCACAGUCCAAUGCCGUUUACCGACGGAAACCUCCAGAAUCUGGAUUAUAUGAGUGUGCCGUCAGUGAUGGACUUGCAAGAUCAAUACUCCAACUUCGACUCUGAGCCCUAUAUGAGUGGUGACGAUAUGAAUUUUGCUCCAUCUUCGAGCAUGCAGCCUUCCGCUAUGCUAAAGCGCUUUUCGUCUGGUUAUGAUGAUCCAUUCGCAGAGAGCACAAUGUCACAGUUUGAUCAAGUGCCUCAAGAAGGGUUGCCCGAGAGUCCUUCUAUCGACCGGGACAGCAAGUACCUCAGCUUCUCCAUGCCGCAAUAUAACUUCACCCUAUUAGACGACUCGUUCCGGCGCUCUUCCGUCAACAUCAACGCCCAGCUACAUGGCAUGUUCUUUCUGGCGGAGUCUCAAUGGCCAGCCACACCCGACGCACCGCCCCCUCCUCCUGAACUCACCUGUUACCGACGAAAUCUCUUCCAAAUCACGGGCAACGUCACCCUUCCCAGAAAUCUUCGAUACGUCUUUACCGACGAUGGCUCCCGAAUACCGAUCUACGAACUUGAACUGUCCGUGUCGGCCACCGAAUCUGUAGAGGGUAACCCGGUCAAGAUCAUCUCUGUGCCCUGGAAGACACCCGCCAGCGGGGAAGCUCCCAAGCCCGAAGACAAAAUUGAAAAAGAACCGCCGACGAUUCCCUUGGAUAAGAUGUCCGGACAAGACAUCGACACUGACUUCACCACGUUUCCUAUCCAAUGGAAAAGACUGCAGUUCAGAAUAGCCACGGCCAACAACGGCCGUCGGAAAGAACUCCAGCAACAUUUUACCCUCCAUUUGAAGAUCCUCGCCUCUCUGUCCACGGGCAGCAAGAUCCCCAUUGCCGAAUCUCACUCUGGCGCCGUCAUCGUGCGUGGCCGAAGUCCUCGAAACUUUGCUGCUCGUAAAGAUCUACCGUUGAGCAGCAGCUCUACAGCGCGAAAGCACCUCCCCUCGGCUUCAAGAGCAGGAAACAGCCAGACUUCGGUCCCGCAAGUAACAUCUGCUCCCAAGAUCAGGACGCCUCCCAAUGACAUGCCACCUUCCUCCACCGUAGGCUACGACAACAAUACCAACACGGAUUUCAAGCCCACUCCCGACCUCGACACCGGAAACUGGUUGUCUCAAAUGGCUGCCUCGGAGCCCCUGCCCACGCCAUACUCUGUGUCCAUGAACCCACCUCUGGUUCCCACAUUUUCGCAUGACAGUACACCAGAACUGGGCACCCCGGGCGCGUUUCCAUUCACGUUUACUCCGGACAUGGGUGCUGGAAAUUCGGGUGCCAUGAGUCUACACUUUGGCAGCGACGACGAAGGCGGUAACGGCGGUAGUAGUCCAUACCAUCAUCAACCCGGUUCAAGACACUCUAGUCGCCCUCCAACGAGCAAUCCUAGCCCAUCACUCGUGAACAAGCCUGGAGCCGGGACAACUCCGCCGGCACAUCUCCAGCACCCACACCAUUCACACACGCGACAGCGAAUGCACGGUCAUCAAGUCAGUGUGACGAGUGUGCCGAACUCGUCGGCCCUACCUACCAGCAACACUCAUAUCAUGGGUCAGCAGCCGCAGCCGCAGCCGCAGCACCAGCAAUCCCUUCCUCACCAAGGGGGCGUACCAAGACCCGAUCUCGGUCUCACCAAGUCUCUCUCGUUCCACAAUGAAGGGGAAAGCGCGGAUCAAUUAUACGAAUACUUCCCCCUCGGUCUGGAUGACUGGAUGCCGCCUGUCGACGCCGUGUUUAGACCUCACGUGGUUCACCAUAGUGGUCCGUUACCGCCAGACCCCAGGAGCCCAGGACGACAUACGAGUAAAAGAUAUUUUUCGGAGGUAGUUUAG
This is a messenger RNA of Exophiala spinifera, 1908 nucleotides long. RefSeq lists its product as uncharacterized. Lineage: Eukaryota; Fungi; Ascomycota; Eurotiomycetes; Chaetothyriales; Herpotrichiellaceae. The transcript has 2 exons. Gene Ontology annotation, molecular function: DNA-binding transcription factor activity; DNA binding. The record is from RefSeq and is a predicted model, not a curated record. Gene Ontology annotation, cellular component: nuclear chromosome. The coding region runs from base 1 to 1908 and encodes 635 amino acids. Gene Ontology annotation, biological process: meiotic cell cycle; positive regulation of transcription by RNA polymerase II.